Molecule: messenger RNA, 2992 nt
Organism: Phlebotomus argentipes
Lineage: Eukaryota; Metazoa; Arthropoda; Insecta; Diptera; Psychodidae
Product: solute carrier family 12 member 8
Exons: 5
Coding region: 350-2440 (696 amino acids)
Biological process (GO): potassium ion homeostasis; chloride ion homeostasis; chloride transmembrane transport
Cellular component (GO): membrane
Molecular function (GO): potassium:chloride symporter activity
Source: RefSeq, a predicted model, not a curated record
UGAAGUGAUUCACGUCGAUGUUUUUGGUGUGAAAACCCCCGUGAAUUUUCUGGCAUUUCACCCAUUUUUCUGCACAUUUGUGCAAUUUUGCAAUAGUUGGUGACUCCGUGAGAUGCUGUUGCUGGUUGCGGAAUGUCCAGCAAGGUGAAAUCCUGUCUGUGAAUGCGAGAAAGGAAUGACAUCAGUCGCGUGGGUUUUUGCCAAAAAAAUCACACCAAUUUUCACACGGAAAUUUCAUGUUCACUUCAGUGCUGAUAAGUGGUGAGGUGUCCAGAUAAGAGAGUCCAGCCAUUGGCAACGGGGGUGAGUGGAAUUUGAGUCGCGGGACGCUUCCAAGGAGCGAGAAACAAUGGAGGCGGAGGAUCGCACAAACUAUCGCCGGACGGAUGUAGAUUGGUCGAGGUAUGGCCUGGGCAAUGAGGAGCCCCAUCACUACAACAGAGCCCGACCCAGGGGGAAUUCUGGUGGGUUUGUGGACUUUGGGGAUGAGUAUCAGUACGCAGCUGGAGGUCAUCAAGCGUCCGGAGCCAAUGAGAUCUUCGCUGAGGAGCAGGGAGACAAGCCCUGGUGGCGCACAAAUUUCUUCAUAUCACAGCCGGUUCUGUUCGGCACCUGGGACGGAGUUUUCACGUCCUGCCUCAUCAACAUUUUCGGCGUGAUUGUGUUCCUCCGUUCGGGCUGGAUCGUCGCCCAGGCGGGCAUCAUCAACGCCGUGCUGAUUAUCAUUGCUUCCGUGUCCAUCGCGCUCAUCUCUGUCCUUUCGGCUGUCGGGAUUUGCGAGCGAUGCCGCGUGGAAUCUGGCGGAGUUUACUUUCUCAUCGCCCACACGCUAGGCUCCCGCUUCGGCGGCUCCCUGGGCUUACUGUACUGCUUCGGCCAGGCUGUGGGCUGCGCUCUUAACGUUCUAGGCUUCGGCGAAUCCAUGGCAAAUCUCAUUGGCCACCCUGGCAACGCCCUCGCCAUCCGAGGCUUCGCUGCCGGCGCUGUGCUGCUCCUGGGCAUAAUCAAUGUGGCUGGCGUAAAAUGGGUGGUGAAGCUGCAAUUUGCCCUGCUCGUGGUGCUUCUGCUCUCGGCGCUGGACUUCAUCAUUGGCUCCUUCGUGGCCUAUGAGCCGGACAUGGGUAUCGAGGGAUGGCUCAGUGGUAACUUCAAGCUCAAUCUCUGGUCAGACUACCAGGAUGGCUACACGUGGUUCCGCGUCUUUGGCGUCUUCUUCCCCACGAUCACAGGCAUUCUCUCGGGAAUCAACAUGAGUGGAGAUUUGAGGGCGCCCUCGACGGACAUCCCCAACGGGACUCUCGCUGCCUUCAGCACGUCAACGGUUCUCUACUUGAUCUUUGCGCUCUUCUUGGGUGCCAUUGUGAAGCGGGAUUUUCUGCUGAAGGACUUUAUGAUUGUGGUAAGAGUUUCGGCUGUACAGAUGCUCCUCUUGGCGGGCAUUUACGUGAGCAGCAUGUCCUCCUGUCUGGGCGCCAUGUAUGGAACACCACGCGUGCUGCAGAGUAUUGCCAAUGAGAGCGUGAUUCCCGGAAUCGGGGUGCUGGGCAAGGGUCGAGGGCCGAAUAAAGUGCCACUGUACGCGAUGGCUGUAGUGGCGACUGUGACAAUAACAUUCAUCAUUGUUGGAGACAUCAACACUCUCGCUCCCAUUGUCACGAUGCCCUUCCUGCUCACGUACGCGUGCAUCGAUUACUCCUAUUUUGCUCUGGCGCAGACCUUCGAUAUCCAGAAUCGCCGCGAGGAGCGAUUCCGCAUCCAGGCACAGAGUCCGUCGUAUGAGUCACGACGCUACGGCGCCACGAUGGAGGAGAGCAAUGAUCUGGAUCAUCUGUUUCCCGAGCGUACGAGGCACAAGAACCUCUCAUCGCCGUCCAAUUCUCAGGUCAACUCGCCCAGUCACAAUCACACAAACCAUCUGCCCAACUCCUCAACCACGCAGUCCAUCAACUCCGACGUGAUCUUCCGCGGGGUGAACAGUACAAAUGCAACUACUGACGAGAAUGUCGACGAAGAUGAGCCCAUCGCCGCUGCCCGGCCGCACAUCCACUCGAAGACGAAGAACUGGUACUCGGGCUUCUGCAACCGGUGGGCAUCUCUCAUGGGGGCGGCUAUUAAGAUCCUGAUCAUGAUGCUGGUGCACUGGAUUUACGCGCUCGUGUGCUUCGUCAUGGUGUUCAUCGUGUGGUUCUACGUGGGAACGGCCAAUCCAGCCGUAAAACCUGGCCUGGCGCAUGAGUUUCGCUUCUUUGUCUGGCUCAAAGGAGUGAUUUUCCGGUGCUUUGGAAAGCGCGUAAAUGAGUAUGAACAGAUUGUUGUGACGCCUUCUUGUCCGGGUGUGGAAGUGACUCAGGCGCAGCUGAAUGAGGAGAAUGAGGACUUUUCUUCGAGACGUCGCUACCAUCAAUCAUCCGUCGUUCAGGGACAAUAUGUUGAUAUUUAGGGUACGAAUUAUUGCAAUAUCUAUUGAGAGAUUACCGCGCAAAAAUUGGAGAUUAUUUGGAUUUAUUUUGAAGAGUGGAUUUUUGAGGAAUUGUCACAAGUUUUCACGUGGGUGUUUUGUUUGUAAAGUGCCUUUGACGAUCCAGAGAUUUAUUUUCUUUAUUUUCACCCACGUGAAGGAUUAAAUAAAACGUAAACGGAUUGGAGAAAGAGAAACAAUUGAAAUUCCCUGAAGAGAUUUGCGCACGGCUGGGAGGAUAUCUUGAGCAUUCUAUUGUGUAGAGAUCAUGAUGUUUUUAUAUUAACUAUUUAUUAAUUGAAUGUAAUAUCAGUAAUUUUAUUGAGAUAGAUAGAGCACAAUUUUAUCAUUUAUUUUUAUAUGUAAUACUUAUUUGAUCUUUUUACUAGUUUAGCAUGUAUUUUAACAGUUUCUAUCAUUAAGUGUAAAUAUUAACGUAUACUAUGGACAAAAACAUUCUGUAUUUAUCGCAUAUUUUAGGAUAUAAUCACAAAUUGAUGUAAUUCCUAUUGACUAUAUUUAGUGUUUGUAAAC